UAGGCCCGCUCUUUUUGUUGAGUUUUUUCUGUGCUGUGCGUAGGCGACUGUGCCACCAGCCGGCUUAUUCUCGUUCAGUCGAUCGAAGGCGUCACUGUGUCAUAGUUUAUGACUUCGUUUUCUUGCUCUUAGAGUCACGGGAUAUUAUGUAAAUUCUUCCGCUCAUUGAAGGAAAUUUAUACGUGUUUCGUGCUUGUUUAAGGACUUUGUUGUGAAGUUGGUUCAUUUGGGUGUGACAACUAUCACCAACCAAUCAGCGAUGGGCAUCUCGGAGCUGUCAUCUACCUCCCCCUCCCCCGCGCCGCACCCCCUCCCGCGCCCGGAGUCCCACGGCUCGGGGCUCGAUGAGGAGGACACUCCUCGGAGGAAGCAGCGCCGGUAUAGGACCACCUUCACCAGCUAUCAGCUUGAUGAACUGGAGAAGGCGUUUGGCAGGACGCAUUAUCCUGACGUGUUUACUAGAGAAGAGCUGGCUUUGAAAAUUGGACUAACUGAAGCGAGAAUCCAGGUGUGGUUCCAGAACCGGCGCGCGAAGUGGCGCAAGCAGGAGAAGGUGGGCCCACAGUCCCACCCCUACAGCGGGUACAUGGGGGGGCCCACCCCGCUGCCCAGCUCGGCCGCCAUCAGCGCCCCGCACCCCUUCACACAACUCGGCUUCGGACUGAGAAAGUCCUUCGAUGCCAACGCUCUAGCAUCUUUUCGGUACGCGACCUCGCCUCUCCUGGGAGCCCAGUACCUGCCAUCCUUAUCACGAGCUCCCUUCCUAGGGGCGCCUUUAUACGCUACAUCACCAGCUCACUUCCACUCGUUGUUCGCGAGCAUGGCGCCGCUGGCUGAAGUCCCCCGGCGCUCGCCCGAGGCCCGCUCCCCGGCGCCGUCGCUCUCCCCCCCCAUCUCCCCCGGCUGCGAGUCCCUCCCCCCCGCGGCAGACGACGCGAGGAACAGCAGCAUCGUGGCGCUGCGGCUGGCGGCGCGCGAGCACGAGCUGCGCAUGGAGCUGCUGCGGCAAAGAGCCGACCUCAUGUGCUGAAGAGUUAAAGCUAGUGUACUUGAAGGGUUAACCUCAUGUGCUGAACAUACCUAGUGCACUUGAAGGGUUAACGGGGAAUGAUUAGAGGGUUAUUCUUAGCUGACCAUUGCUAGUGCAGUUGAAGGGUUAAAACACGGGAACGAUUUAGACGUUAUGCGAAUGCGUAUGUGAAUAUAGUUUUAUGUGAAUAGGUUAAGCUAUUUAAAUUGUUGAGUUUUGUAAAUAAAAGUAGCUGUAGUUAUCGAGUAGGGUUACACGUUUUUGUAACAGUAUUAAACCGUACCUUUGUAAGUUCUAACUAGAAAUUAUAAUCCGUCCAUUUGUAACUAUUAAAAACGAAUAAAGGAAAUUAUAUUUUUAUUAUACUGUA
Plutella xylostella (diamondback moth) is the source of this 1400-nucleotide messenger RNA. Its product is annotated as homeobox protein aristaless. Lineage: Eukaryota; Metazoa; Arthropoda; Insecta; Lepidoptera; Plutellidae. Gene Ontology annotation, molecular function: RNA polymerase II transcription regulatory region sequence-specific DNA binding; DNA-binding transcription factor activity, RNA polymerase II-specific. Gene Ontology annotation, biological process: regulation of transcription by RNA polymerase II. The record is from RefSeq and is a predicted model, not a curated record.